AUGGCUGCCCAUGCCACAUUCAGCGGGGGCAACGGCAAUGGCGCUGGUGCGGCGGUGAAGGGCGGCAGCGUGAGCCUGGUGCUCCUGGCCGGCGGCGUCGGCAAGCGCAUGGGGGCCGCCAUCCCCAAGCAGUACCUGGAGCUGCAGGGGCAGCCCGUCGCCACCUACAGCCUGCAGAUGUUUGCCGGCAUGCCGCAGGUCAUCCGACCGCCGGUGCUGCGCGAGGGCUUUGCGCUGGUGGCGGCGCAGGGGCUGGAGGUGACUGACGACGUGUCCAUUGUGGAGGCGCUGGGCAGGCCCGUGCGCAUCACCCCCGGCAGCUACACCAACAUCAAGGUCACCACCCCCGACGACAUGUCGGUGGCUGGGCGCUUCCUGGAGGAGGCGGCGGCUGCGGCACGCGGCGCCCAGGCCGCCGCUGCCGACCCGCUGGAGGCGGCGCGGGUGGAGUACUGCGAAAAGGUGGACCCCUCUGCUCGGGAGUGCAAGGUGUUUGACGAGUGA
Chlorella variabilis is the source of this 504-nucleotide messenger RNA. RefSeq lists its product as hypothetical. The record is from RefSeq and is a predicted model, not a curated record. Lineage: Eukaryota; Viridiplantae; Chlorophyta; Trebouxiophyceae; Chlorellales; Chlorellaceae. The transcript has 5 exons. The coding region runs from base 1 to 504 and encodes 167 amino acids. Gene Ontology annotation, molecular function: 2-C-methyl-D-erythritol 4-phosphate cytidylyltransferase activity.